CUUCCUGCUAGGUCGGCCUCCUGGGCUCUUUUCCUGCCACCCGUCGCUCGCUUGCAAGAGGGCUGGAUGGUUACACCGGGCAGGUUGGUUCCAUAAUGUUAGGGACUGUGAAAAUGGAAGGGCAUGAGACCAGCGACUGGAACAGCUACUACGCCGACACGCAGGAGGCCUAUUCCUCGGUGCCCGUGAGCAACAUGAACUCGGGGCUGGGCUCUAUGAACACCAUGAACACCUACAUGAGCAUGAACACCAUGACGACCAGCGGCAACAUGACGUCCGGCUCCUUCAACAUGUCCUACGCCAACACGGAACUGAAGCCCUCGGCCCCGGCCGCCGCCUCCUCGCUCGGCUCCGUGCCCGCCCUGGCAUCCGUCCCGCAUCCCCCGCACUCCCUGGCCCACGAACCCCAGCUGCACCUCAAAGGGGACCCCCACUACUCUUUCAACCACCCGUUCUCCAUCAACAACCUCAUGUCCUCUUCGGAGCAGCAGCACAAGCUGGACUUCAAAGCCUACGAGCAGGCGCUGCAGUACUCCUCGUACGGGGCCGCCAUCCCCGGCGGGCUGCCCCUGGGCGGCGGCUCCAUGGCGGCCCGCGGCAGCAUCGAGCCCUCGGCGCUGGAGCCCUCCUACUACCAGGGGGUAUACUCCAGACCCGUGCUCAACACCUCGUAGCUCGCUGUCUCGGGCCGCACGCCGUGCACAGGACUGUUACUUCCCGAUGGCCGUGCGCUGUCCCUGUCCCGCAUCCCCCCCGCUGUACAUAUGCCCCGCGCCCCGCAGGGUGUCAUUGAAAAGGAGAAAAAUGGGUGAGCUUGUAAACUACUCGUUGUGCUUUCCGCCCCCCGCCCCGCUCUAUAAUCUCAUGUAAGUUUACAGGUAUGUGGCAAUACUUUACCAAUACGGAGAUGAAGAAGCGAGUAGAGAUUUAAGGCUUUUCUUUUUUUUUUUUUUUUUUUUAAUUAAGAAGGCUUUGAAGGACAAUACUGCUGUGAAGUAGCAACACACUAAAAGAAUCUCUAAGCAACAAGAGGACUGUUUGCUCUCUCGGAUCAUCCUUUUGAUACUUGCAAAACAAACCUCCGGCUCGGACAGCCGCACCCCGCACCCCGGCCAGCUGCAGCCCGGGGUCGGGACAGACCCCCCCCAAACCUUCCUAUAUUUUUUUCCAAGUGUUACCUGUCUUGGGAUGUAAUAUAAAGUUACAAGAGGUCACAGCCAGUUGGAUUUUUUUCUUUCCCAUCUGUUACUGAAGGUUCUCGUUCCUCAGGCACUCUCGCCGACGUGUGGAUGACAUGCUUAUUUAAUUUAAAGUCUCUUCGUCGCGUACCAGCGGAGCUAUGGACUGAAAACAAGGUUAUCGCCUUCCCGGGAGGCGCUGGCCCUCACACCAGCGCCAGGAACAGAGGAGAGCCCUUCCUCUCCCCUUUCCCACCUCGUUUAAUACAUUACACACCCAUCAUUUUUGUGGCCGUUUAAUUAUCGCCAUCAUUAGCUUGUUUCAUCCAGUGUUAAUGCACUUUCCACAGUUUUACACGGUGUUAGCAUAGCCAGACGGGUUUUAUUAUUAUUCCUGUUCGCUGUCUCAAUGUCCUUAAUUUAUUGCAUGGUUUAUAUUUUUUUUUCUUUCUUUACAGCUGGAAAUUGCUUUAAAUGACAGUAAAAAGAAUUACACGUGAAUUUAAGAAUUUUUUGUUAAUUUUAUAAAUGUGAUUGUAAUUGAAAAAAAAUAUUUUGAUUUAAAACGAUAACUGAGAAUUUAACGCGUGAAGUAUGGUUUUUUGAUCAUUUGCAGUUAAGGACUUUAAAUAAAUCAAAUGUUAACAAUGAA
Meleagris gallopavo (turkey) is the source of this 1830-nucleotide messenger RNA. The record is from RefSeq and is a predicted model, not a curated record. Lineage: Eukaryota; Metazoa; Chordata; Aves; Galliformes; Phasianidae.